CAGGGCGCUCUCGUGCCGCGUCCGCCCCGCUCGCGUCCGCUGCCCUUUCGGGAGGACGAGAAGGGGACACCACAGGGCGAGCGCGUCAGGGGGUGCCAUGGGCCGUCGAGGCGCGCUGGCCCUCGCCGUGGUCUCGGCUCUGCUGUGCCAGGUCUGGAGCUCGGGGGUCUUCGAGCUGAAGCUGCAGGAGUUCGUCAACAAGAAGGGGAUCCUGGGGAACCGCAGCUGCUGCCGUGGGGGCGCAGGGCCGCCGUGCGCGUGCCGGACCUUUUUCCGCGUGUGUCUCAAGCACUACCAGGCCAGCGUGUCGCCCGAGCCGCCCUGCACCUACGGCAGUGCCGUCACGCCCGUGCUGGGCGUCGACUCCUUCAGCCUGCCCGACGGCGCGGGCGCCGACCCCGCCUUCAGCAACCCCAUACGCUUCCCCUUCGGCUUCACCUGGCCGGGCACCUUCUCCCUGAUUAUUGAAGCUCUGCACACAGACUCCCCGGAUGACCUCGCCACAGAAAACCCAGAGCGGCUCAUCAGCCGCCUGGCCACACAGAGGCACCUGACGGUGGGUGAGGAGUGGUCCCAGGACCUGCACAGCAGCGGCCGCACCGACCUCAAGUACUCCUACCGCUUCGUCUGUGACGAGCACUACUACGGGGAGGGCUGCUCCGUGUUCUGCCGGCCCCGGGACGAUGCCUUCGGCCACUUCACCUGUGGGGAGCGGGGCGAGAAGGUCUGCAACUCUGGCUGGAAAGGCCAGUACUGCACGGAACCGAUCUGCCUUCCGGGGUGUGACGAGCAGCACGGCUUCUGUGACAAGCCCGGGGAGUGCAAGUGCAGAGUGGGCUGGCAGGGCCGGUACUGUGACGAGUGCAUUCGAUACCCAGGCUGUCUCCACGGCACCUGCCAGCAGCCCUGGCAGUGUAACUGUCAGGAGGGCUGGGGGGGCCUCUUCUGCAACCAAGAUCUGAACUACUGCACACACCACAAGCCCUGCAGGAAUGGAGCCACCUGCACCAACACAGGCCAGGGCAGCUACACCUGCUCCUGCCGACCUGGGUAUUCCGGUGCCAACUGCGAGCUGGAGAUCGACGAGUGUGACGCCAGCCCCUGCAGGAACGGUGGGAGCUGCACGGACCUAGAGAACGGCUAUUCCUGCACUUGCCCUCCUGGCUUCUAUGGGAAAGUCUGUGAGCUGAGUGCCAUGACCUGCGCCGACGGCCCCUGCUUCCACGGGGGUCGCUGCUCUGACAACCCGGAAGGGGGCUACACCUGCCGCUGCCCCGUGGGCUACUCCGGCUUUAACUGCGAGAAGAAGAUGGACCACUGCAGCUCUUCACCCUGCUCCAAUGGUGCCACCUGCAUGGACCUUGGCGAUGCCUACCUGUGCCGCUGCCAGGCUGGCUUUUCUGGGAGGCACUGUGACAACAACGUGGAUGACUGUGCCUCCUCCCCAUGUGCAAAUGGGGGCACCUGCAGGGACGGUGUGAACGACUACUCCUGUACCUGCCCCCCGGGCUACACAGGCAGGAACUGCAGCGCCCCCUUCAGCAGGUGCGAGCAUGCACCCUGCCACAACGGGGCCACCUGCCACGAGAGGGGCCAUCGCUACGUGUGCGAGUGUGCCCGGGGCUACGGGGGCCCCAACUGCCAGUUCCUGCUCCCCGAGCCGCCCCCGGGCCCCAUGGUGGUAGACCUCACGGAAAAGUUCGUGGAGGGCCAGGGCGGGCCUUUCCCUUGGGUGGCCGUGUGUGCCGGCAUCGUCCUCGUCCUCAUGCUGCUGCUCAGCUGUGCUGCUGCCGUCGUGUGUGUCCGGCUGCGGCUGCAGAAGCGCCGACCGCCUGCCGACCCCUGCCGGGGCGAGACGGGGACCAUGAACAACCUGGCCAGCUGGCAGCGGGAGAAGGACCUGUCGGUCAGUGUCGUCGUCGGGCCCACGCAGAUCAAGAACACCAACAAGAAGGCGGACUUCCACGCGGACCACGGUGCCGACAAGAACGGCUUCAGAGCCCGCUACCCUGCGGUGGACUAUAACCUCGUGCCGGACCUCACGGGUGGUGAAGCCCGCAGCAGGGACGCUCACAGCAAGCCGGACGCCAAGGGCCAGCCCCAGGGCUCUGCCGGGGAGGAGAAGGCUGCCCCGGCCACACUCCGGGGAGGAGAAGCAACUGAAAGGAAAAGGCCAGAGUCCGUCUAUUCCACUUCGAAAGACACCAAGUACCAGUCGGUGUACGUCAUAUCAGAGGAGAAGGACGAGUGCGUUAUUGCCACCGAGGUGUAGACUGGAAGCGAUGUGGCAAAAUUCCCAUUUCUCUGACAUAAAAUUCCAAGGAUAUAUGCCCCAACGGAUGCUGCUGAAAGAGGAGAGGGAGGCCCUCCGUGGACUGCUGCUGAGAAGCUCACUCCAGACCGAGCUGGUUCUCUUCCCAGGUCGCAGAGGCACCCCGGCGCGCGGCCGGUCGCGGGCCGGCCGCCGCGGCGCUGCCGUCUAUGCCGCCCCAUUGCACUAUGGACAGUCGCUUUUAAAGGAGUAUGUAUUUAAGGAGUGGCGUGGUGACCACGAGACGCAUGCACUGCCUGAGUGUACCUUUUGGAUUCCUGUGAGCCAGUCUGUUCUUGAACUAGAAACACAAACACUGCCUUUAUUGUCCUUUUUGAUACUAAAAUGUGUUUUUCUAGAUGGAAAAAAUGUGUUAUUUUUUGAUUUGUAAAAAUAUUUUUCAUGAUAUCUGUAAAGCUUGAGUAUUUUGUGAUGUUCAUUUUUUAUAAUUUAAAUUUUGGUAAAUAUGUAUAAAGGCACUUCGGGUCUAUGUGACUAUAUUUUUUGUAUAUAAAUGUAUUUAUGGAAUAUUGUGCAAAUGUUAUUUGAGUUUUUUUACGGUUUUGUUAAUGAAGAAAUUCCUUUUUAAAAUAUUUUUCCAAAAUAAAUAUUAUGAACGGCA
This is a messenger RNA of Oryctolagus cuniculus (rabbit), 2933 nucleotides long. It is a transcript of the gene DLL1, whose product is annotated as delta like canonical Notch ligand 1. Gene Ontology annotation, molecular function: calcium ion binding. Gene Ontology annotation, biological process: heterophilic cell-cell adhesion; Notch signaling pathway; cell communication. The record is from RefSeq and is a predicted model, not a curated record. Lineage: Eukaryota; Metazoa; Chordata; Mammalia; Lagomorpha; Leporidae. Gene Ontology annotation, cellular component: plasma membrane; protein-containing complex.